AUGGAAUCUACCAGGCCGCCAGUCAAGUUUUACGCGGUGAUAGCUGUUUCCAAGAACCGAGGCUCUGACGCGAUGCACCACCGAAUGCUUCCAGAGCUGGAACCGUGGAGACUGCCUCAUCAUGUCGUUGUACUACGAAAACGCGACGGCAAAGGGUGUGCAUUACGCACGGUGCGAUUGACCUCUUGCGAAGCCUUGCUACGAAUCAGGACAAGGCAAGCGUCUCCGGUAAGGCGAAUGUGGUGCCAGAUGCGUGCAUACAAGCUUGGCAUCGAAAGCGUUCGGUGCAAUCUCUUCCGACAUCUCUCGAGUCGAAGGCAGAUUGUGCACGUUCGUUCUUCCCGUGACGGUUACCGAUCAAAGAGAACGCAUGGAAAUACAUCGGUGAAGUUUCAGAGGACGUGUCACACGGUCAUUGUUCCGUUGAGAGCGAGUGAAUCCAGCCCACCACAGCGGGGAUCGGGAGUGGAGCUCGCGGUUGCGUCUUUUGCAUAUCAAACCAAAUCUAAACGUUUGACGGUCGCCACAACUGGCCAGCGAGAAUGUUGA
Seminavis robusta is the source of this 549-nucleotide messenger RNA. The record is from the annotation of a GenBank genome assembly. Lineage: Eukaryota; Bacillariophyta; Bacillariophyceae; Naviculales; Naviculaceae.